This is a messenger RNA of Fusarium vanettenii 77-13-4, 1602 nucleotides long. RefSeq lists its product as uncharacterized. The transcript has 2 exons. The record is from RefSeq and is a predicted model, not a curated record. Lineage: Eukaryota; Fungi; Ascomycota; Sordariomycetes; Hypocreales; Nectriaceae. Gene Ontology annotation, cellular component: SBF transcription complex; cytoplasm. The coding region runs from base 1 to 1602 and encodes 533 amino acids. Gene Ontology annotation, molecular function: transcription coregulator activity.
AUGACUCCGGACCGGCCUCUCGGCGAAAUCGCGCUCAAUCCUAACCGUGUCACGCUCCCGCCGCCGUUCAAGACGGCCGAUGCUCGACCCGACGCUACUACUGAGAUAGCGACUGGAGCGCGACGAGGUGGGGAUCUCGCGGCGCUGGGCCCUGCCGACGCGCUCUCGCGAGUCUCGCACCAGAUUGCGUCGACAAGAACUACAGCGCCUACUGCUGCUGCCGCUGCCGCUUCAAUAGCGAAACCACCACCUGUCAAGGCCGUCGUCGCUGCUACCAUGCAGCGCAAUCCCUCCCUCGACCGUGACGACGGCUCAACCCAGAGCCAUCCCCUUUCAACCGCCGGCUCCCAGGACACCAACAUGACCGCCUCGACCGAUCCUGCAUUCACCCCUCCUGCCAGCGACCCCGGAACCUGCGCGCCGGGCCCCUCGAGCCAGGACAGCCAGUUGCUGCAGCUCUCCGAGAUUGCGGCCGCGCAGGACAGGAUGGACACGGACGCUUGGAGUUCACGGAAACGCAUGGCCGACGGCGAGGUUAAGAGCCGAACAGACAGUCAGAGUCCUGUGAAGGGUCAUUCUAGGAACCCGAGUGCUGUGAGUAGGGCGUCGGCGACGGGAGGAUACAUUGGAGAGUUGUCCGCCGAAUUGAAGACGCGUCUCUCUUAUGCCAUGAUCAAGGUUAACCACGGCUGGCAAUCAAACUCUUUGGAAGAAGUCGAAACCCUUGCUUCUCACGCCGCAUCACCGACAUCUAGCACCUCGACCGUCCACCGCCGACAGGGUUCCUCAGCAAGCCCUCGAAUACGCCUCAACGCCGCACCCUCCUCCUCGGCUCCUCUCCCAUACGAUUCUGCUCGCCAGCGUCGAAAAUCCAACUCACCUCCAAGAUCCUCAUUACCUAAACCAACCCUUGCUCCUCCUGCUGCAAUUCAACCCUCACUCAACACGAAUGUCCCUCGCUCGAACCCGCGCCGCAACUCCAAUCCUCACCGCACUCCAACACUACUGUCAUAUUCUCACACCGCUUCUCCUCAUACGCCUGCUCAGUUGCCUACGUUACAGACUGGACCAAGAUCUCGCACUACGGGGGAACAAGAUGCCAUUGAGUCUCUACUCUUCAUGAGUAGUCCGGGGAACUCGGCCAACCUGAAGCACGCCUUCUCACCAACGGGUUCCCCAGGACCAAACUUUGGUGCAGUCAGGCCAUUGGUUCGUCAUGCUUUGCCUUCAGGCCCUAGGAAACCGUUGCCUUCAUCACAACGGCACGCCCAGCCAACCAGGAGGCCUGGCUUUGACAAGUCCCCUAUGCCUCCACCUCCAGGUUCACCAAUGGAUCUGGACUCACCACAGCAACCUUAUGGUACACCAGGCAGGGGGACACCGAGGAGGCGUAUGAAUGGUGGCAGCAGUCAUCUAAGGGGGGCACUUUCUUUGCCCAGUGGACUCGGUGGGGGAAACGGGACGGCAAGGAAAAUGCUGCGAGACGAGGAUAUUGAGAGGAUGCUUGACCAGGCCGCUGCAGAAGCGGCGGAUAGCUCUGACGACGAGGAGAUUCAGAUUCCUCCACCGAGGCGCGGUGUAGCAGGAGUCAUGCAGGCAUAA